CCCAAGGCCGCGCAGCGGCCUGGUGGAUACACGCCGGGGCCGUAGUGACAAAAAUUCGCCGCAGAUAGAGGGUCGUCACGCAACAAAUCUUGAGCUCUUGUCGAGCAUCUGCAGGCCUGAGAAGCUGAGAUCUGAAUCCAAAAUGUCCAGCGACGAUAGCGGCGUCGACGAGACCGGCGUGGACCGCAUGGACGUCCGCAUCGUUCAACACAUGACUCUGGGCGCAUUGCCGCACAGCGACGCGGUCCAAGCGCUACUCGCGAGCGACGGCGACGUACUGGAGGCGUGCGCCAGAGUCGUACCACGGGAGGACCCCCAUUUCUCGGACCGGCUCACGGCCGCGGCAGAGGCGGCGAGCGCCGAGGCCGACGUCGAUGACGCGUUGGACGUGGCCAGCCCUUUGGGCGCGGCGGGAUCGAUGCAAAACAAAUUACGAGAAAACAACCUAUCUGCCGGCGGCGACAUCGACGGCGUCGACGCCUUCGACGCCAGAAGAGCGUCGCGCCGGGCGUCGGAUCUGCUCCGCAGAGCAUCCUUAGCAGACGACGAGGACGAGGAAGAAGCCGCGGACGUGCCACAGAUUUACGCGCGCUGGGGCGGCAACGGGAAAUCCGACCCAAACACAAGAAAGACGUGGACGCAAGAGGCUCUCGAAACGUACUUCGAUAAAUAUGAUGACGUCCCAUCAGGCCCGGAUUUUGAAGCGGGCGGCGGCAGUGCCCGGGUCGCUUCAGAACUACGAAAGAUCAAGAAACGUCGUGAUAGAGCUCAGAAGCGGCGCGCCGGCGAACAAAGACUCCAAGCGUUAAGACAGGCCGGUGGCAUUUAUAGUGGCCCGAACGCCCAGUUCCCGACGGACGGAAAUGGAGUGAUCACGAAGGUUAAGAGAGAAGACUGGGAGGCGGGUGGUGGAGAUCCGAAGGUCUUCAAGAGCGAGUCACAGCGCUGGCGCACGUGGCAUCACGCGUCCGAGCGGACGGUAGAUCUGCGCGAGGCGCCGACCGCCACGGGAAGGGUGCCCAACGCAUUCGUAUCUCCGGGCCGCAAUUACUUUUAUUUCUAGAAAAUUGGGCGGUCCGGAACGGCCGAGCGGACUACGGGCGACGCUUGUUGGAGGCGUGCGUGCAGGGCGCGUACGGAACGGCCGGUUUGAUUGCGGGCCUCGAUCCGGUGCAGCGCGAGCUGGCUGUUCGAGGCCGCGGCGCAACACGGAUGGCGGAUCGCCUGGGCGCAAGCAAGGACGAGAUCGAUGCAGUCAACGCUCAGCUCGGGGUGCUCGGCCGCGAGUUCUCGGACUUCGUACUGGCGGCGGCGGCGCGCGACGAGUCCCUGCCGUUCUCACUGCAGUUCUGGGACCCCACGGGCGGGCUGGACGCGCGGAUCCACCGCGUCACCGACAUAGCAAGCCUCGUCGACGACGACGAGUAUAACCACUGGGGCGACUGGACGGACACGGCUCUCAAGUCCCAGCUCUACGGCGCGCUCCAGUACGGCGCGCGCUUAUUGACCGACGAUCCAAGUUUAGUUCUGGCCGACGAGGUCGACUCGAGCUGCUUCCGCAAUUUUGUGGACCGCCGGAACAAGUACAAUCUCUCCGGCUACGACUGGACGAUCUGGUUCGGUUGGAUUCCGUGUAGAAGCUUGCACGGGAUAGCCUUAGCUUGGUGCCCCGGUGCCUUCUGGGGAUCGACGCGUCUCGAGUCCAUCUGUAUCUCUUGAUGUUCGCGCAGGCCUGGACUACCGUCUGACGUACACGCACCCCAUCACGAAGAGGCGCAUCGUGAUCUGUCCGCAGGUCGUGCGCGACGAGCUGCGCGCGCGCGCCGCCGCGGCGCGUUCGGACGCGUAGCGCCCGACUAUACGUCCCUCCCCCACAUGGCCCCGGCUCAAACCUGGCGGCCCGUUCCCCCGGCUCUCCCCCCUGGUCUUUACGGACCCUUAAUGAGUCACUCCGAAUUAGCUAGGCCGCAGGCAGGCCCGUGUC
This is a messenger RNA of Pelagomonas calceolata, 1984 nucleotides long. NCBI's taxonomy places the organism in Eukaryota, Pelagophyceae, Pelagomonadales, Pelagomonadaceae. The record is from the annotation of a GenBank genome assembly.